This is a messenger RNA of Solanum tuberosum (potato), 1656 nucleotides long. Its product is annotated as 1-aminocyclopropane-1-carboxylate synthase 3. NCBI's taxonomy places the organism in Eukaryota, Viridiplantae, Streptophyta, Magnoliopsida, Solanales, Solanaceae. Gene Ontology annotation, biological process: biosynthetic process; amino acid metabolic process. The transcript has 4 exons. Bases 73 to 1497 code for a protein of 474 amino acids. Gene Ontology annotation, molecular function: transaminase activity; pyridoxal phosphate binding. The record is from RefSeq and is a predicted model, not a curated record.
AUAACUCAUCCUCCUUCUUCUCUCUCAAGUUCUUCCUCACUCUUCAUUCUUCUUCUUCUUCUCAUACAUAAAAUGUUAAAAAUGUUGUCCAAAAUGGCUAUGUGCAAAUCCCAUGGGCAAGAUUCUUCUUAUUUUAUUGGAUGGCAAGAAUAUGAGAAAAACCCUUAUGAUCCUUUACAAAAUCCUUCUGGUAUUAUUCAAAUGGGUCUAGCUGAAAAUCAGCUCUCUUUCGAUCUUCUUGAAUCAUGGCUCGCAAGGAACCAAGAUGUAAUUCAGUUUAGAGAAAAUGGAGGAUCCAUGUUUAGAGACUUGGCUCUUUUUCAAGAUUAUCAUGGAUUGCAAGCUUUCAAGAAUGUACUAGUGUCAUUCAUGGCUGAGAUUAGAAGAAAGAAAGUAAAAUUUGAUCCCAAGAAUUUAGUACUGACAGCUGGUUCAACUUCAGCAAAUGAAAUACUCAUUUUUUGUUUAGCUGAACCUGGAGAAGCUCUCCUUAUUCCAACUCCUUAUUAUCCAGGGUUUGAUAGAGAUCUUAAAUGGAGAACAGGGGCUGAAAUUGUACCAAUACACUGCUACAGUUCAAAUAAUUUCCGAAUUACCGAAUCAGCCCUUGAAGAAGCAUAUGAACAAGCCCAAAAACGUAAUUUAACAGUCAAGGCAGUAUUCAUCACAAAUCCUUCAAAUCCACUAGGCACAACAAUGUCACGCAACGAACUAAACAUUCUAAUCACAUUUGCCAUGACAAAAAAUAUUCACAUAGUUAGCGACGAAAUAUACGCUGGUACAGUAUUCGAUUCUCCAAAAUUCAUAAGCAUAAUGGAGGCAUUAAUCGAUAGGAAACUCGAAAAAUCGAAAAUGUGGAACCAAGUUCACAUUGUAUCGAGUCUAUCGAAGGAUCUCGGCCUUCCAGGUUUCAGAGUUGGGAUGAUUUAUUCGAACAACGAAACUCUCAUAGCUGCUGCUACAAAAAUGUCGAGUUUUGGGCUAAUUUCAUCGCAAACUCAGUAUCUAUUGUCUAAAAUUCUCGGAGAUAGGAGAUUUAUAAAACGUUACAUUAAAGAAAAUAAGAAGCAAUUGAUACAUAGGAGGGAAAUGCUCGCUUCAGGGCUCGCAAAUUCGGGGAUUGAAUGUUUGGAAAGUAACGCUGGAUUGUUCUGUUUUGUGGAUAUGAGGGAUUUGCUAAAAUCAAACACGUUUGAAGCAGAAAUGGAAUUAUGGAAGAAAAUAAUUAGUAAUGUUGGUUUAAAUGUAUCUCCUGGUUCCUCUUGUCACUGCAGCGAACCGGGUUGGUUCAGAGUUUGUUUCGCGAAUAUGUCAAAAGAAACACUAGACCUCGCGAUGCAGAGGAUUAAUAAUUUUGUUAAUUCUGACAGAGAUAUCCGUCAGAAUCUUCGUCAGCAGCCGCCACGAUCUGUGAGGGCUGCUGGCUCAAGGAGGAGAAGAACAAUUGCGAAUUGGGUUGUUAAAUUAUCAUCAGGUGAUGGAAGAACAGAUCGUUGAAAGGGAAAUUGAAGAUAUAUUAAUUCUAUUAUUGUUGUGUUUGAUGUAAUUUGAAAGUUGUAGUAUAGCUAGGGAGCAUAUAUGUAUUUAUUAGUAUUAUAUUAUUGUGUAGAGUUAUGUGAUGUUUCAGAUAUGGUCAGCCUACAUGGUAGCUUUCAU